Colossoma macropomum (tambaqui) is the source of this 1356-nucleotide messenger RNA. RefSeq names its product ATPase Na+/K+ transporting subunit beta 2b (gene atp1b2b). Gene Ontology annotation, biological process: intracellular potassium ion homeostasis; potassium ion import across plasma membrane; intracellular sodium ion homeostasis. Gene Ontology annotation, cellular component: sodium:potassium-exchanging ATPase complex. The coding region runs from base 1 to 1083 and encodes 360 amino acids. The record is from RefSeq and is a predicted model, not a curated record. Gene Ontology annotation, molecular function: ATPase activator activity. NCBI's taxonomy places the organism in Eukaryota, Metazoa, Chordata, Actinopteri, Characiformes, Serrasalmidae. The transcript is spliced from 8 exons.
AUGUUUCAGGCCGGUUUUACGAGGCUAGACCAGACCUCCACAGAUUUCUGGUUGGGUCUGCAGGUCUACAACUCUCACAACCGGCAACCGGCUUCUUCACCCCAUCAGCGCGCGCCUCAGCGGGAUUCCUCUCUGUGUGAGCCCCCACAGCUCCUCAGCGCCGCGUUAAAGCCCCUCUGUCCCACACAGCUUUUUUAUUGCAUCCCAAACAACAGAAGAGAAGAAGACAUGGCGAAGGACGACAAGAAGAACGAGUGGAAGGAGUUCUUCUGGAACCCGAGGACCCGCGAGUUCUGCGGCAGGACGGCCAGCAGUUGGGGUUUGAUCUUUUUGUUCUAUCUGGCCUUUUACAUCUUCCUGGCUGGACUCUUCACUCUCACCAUGUACGUCAUGCUUCUAACCCUCGACGACAACACACCCACCUACCAGGACAGACUCGCUACACCAGGGAUGAUGAUCAGGCCUAAAGGUGAAGAUCUGGAGAUUACAUACACUAAAGAGAACACAGAGAGCUGGGACAUGUAUGUGCAGGCCCUCAACCGCUUCCUCUCCCCCUACAACGACUCAGUGCAGGAGCAGAAGAACCAAGAGUGCACACCUGACCAGUACUUCAUACAGGCGGACAGCUCCAAUUUGAGGAACAACCCCAAACGCUCAUGCCAGUUCAAACGCUCCAUCCUGGAGGACUGCUCCGGCCUCUCUGAUCGCUACUACGGCUACAGCGAUGGCAAACCUUGCAUCAUCAUCAAACUCAAUCGAGUGAUCGGUAUGUUGCCAGGGAAGGACGGCCAGACGCCCUCCGUUAGUUGUGGCCCCAAGGCUGAUGACACAGAUAAGAUGGGGGAGGUGGUGUACUUUCCCCGCAACGGCACCUUCAACCUCAUGUACUACCCAUACUACGGCAAGAAGGCCCAGGUGAAUUACUCGCAGCCGCUUGUGGCAAUCAAGUUCCUCAACAUCACCCUAAACACUGAGGUCAACGUGGAGUGUAAAAUCAAUGCCAACAACAUCCCCACCAACAACGAGCGGGACAAGUUCGCCGGCCGCAUUUCCUUCAAGCUGAAGAUCAACUCUAGAAACUAACCAGACCGAAGUGCGUUACCUCUGUGUACACACACACACACACACACACACACACAUAUGCUUUAUACACACACGCAUAUGUCCUCCUUACUCCAUCCUAUCAUGCAGAGGGUGCUCUUAGAGACACAUGCCAGACACAGCACUCAGCUCACUCACUCAGCUGUGUUUACAGUGACUUCUGUACAUUCUCACCUCCAGUGAAGGCGUUAGUGAGUGAAUCAGAAAAGCUAAGACGCUGCUGAUUGCGCUGUGUCUGUGUCUUAGAGCUGCACC